GAUAUCAGCAACUCUCUCGAAGACCGGGUCUGGUAGAAGAAGGUCUCUUCGCCACGGCAAAAAACAAAUUAUGAAUCAAAUCACCUUUGUAUUGCAUUCCUUAAUAUCUAAAUUUUGGUUUUAUGGACUCCGUUUGCUCUCUAGGUCGUCUACUUACGAAAGGGCUUACCAGCGCCCUGUGAUAUCUCUUGUUGACAACUUCGAUAACUCUUUAUUUCUAGUGAGCUAGGGGGACUUUUUUCUCACACAAUGUCUCCGCUAUGGGGUUUGAGAACGCGCGAGGAGCACAGCGAGGGAGAAGAACAUGGUGAAGAUGAAGGCGCAGGAAGAGGGCAUCGGAGAGAGGAGCCAACAGAACGAUCUCGCCUGCUACCACGGGGUGGAUAUUUAGAUCCUGACGACCCAGCAGUCUCUCCAUACAACCUCUGGAGCGUCCGGGCGCUGCGAAGCUUCACCAUCCUCUUCCUGGUAGUAAACCUGAUCUGGUGGAUUCUACUGCUCGCAUCGACUUUCGUCAGUCCACCGGGUAUGAACAGCCGCGGCUCCGGUUUCCUCGAUUUCUCCUUCACCACCCUGACCAUGGCCAACCUGUUAAUUGCCCUAAUAUUUUUUUCCGUCCCUUCGAGGCCCAUGACCAUAUGGGGCGCGGUCCUCUCCCUCUUCCUAGCAGUAAACUUGUUCAUCAUAGUCGGCGUGCCCCGUCUCCGCGUCGAGGAGGGAUGGGUAGGUAUUGCCUCCGCCGCAUGGGCGACGAUGAUCAGCCUGUACCUAUUAGCCCAAACCCGUUUCGUCGCAUGGGGCAAGCGUGAGGAGGAGGAGCGCUUGACGGGAAGACAAGAAACGCGGCGAACGCUGCGAGAGUGGUUUGCCGUCCUGGUCGAGACUAUAGUUACCACCGUAACGGUUCUCGUGGCCAUUUUGCUCAUGGCCACUUUGAUCCUGCGCGCCAAGGAUGCCGGCCUCCCUGCUCCCGGGAAGAAAUAUUACGUCGACAACGACAAAUACCAAAUCCACCUAGAUUGCGUUGGUACGAUCCCCUCCUCAAAAGCGGGUAAUCGCAGCGCAACUGUCCUACUGGAAGCCGGCGAAAUGCCCGUCGAAGACAGUUUUCGAAGCUGGGUACAUGAGGCGUAUCGCAAUGGCUCAAUUGAUCGAUACUGCUACUGGGACAGACCCGGCAUGGGGUGGUCGGACAAUGCCCCAUCUCCACACUCUGCAGGCAUGUCCGCCGACGUCCUCUCUGAAACUCUAGCUCUAGCAGAUGAGGAAGGUCCAUGGGUCGUCGUAUCCGCUGGCGUCGGGGGGAUAUACAGCCGCAUUUUCGCCAGUCGACAUGCCGGCGACAUCACGGGUCUGAUGCUAAUUGACGCCUUGCACGAGGACCUGUUGCCGGAGAUAGGCAAACCAGGUCGUGGCUUCAAGCUCUGGCUGCGCGGGAUAUUCUCCCCGCUUGGACUGGAUAGGUUGGCUGGGGCGAUAUUCAAGCGCCGCACGAGGGAAGACCGCGUGUACGGUAAAGUGGCGUACCAGAAUGGAAGAUUCAUCAAAGCGAAGUUGCAGGAGAACCUUGUUGCGGAUUCGACGACGAAAAGCGAGAUUGCCAGCGCGAAGCACAUUCAGUCUCCGUCCAUGCGGUUGGUUGUUGUUAGUUCUGGUAUUGAAGUUAGGAGGAGCCAGAGGUGGGCAGAUAAGCAGAAGGAUCUGACCAAUAUAACUAAUAAUUUGGUAGCGUGGGAUGUGGUCAAAGGUGCGCCACAUGAGGUUUGGCGAACGGAUAAGGGCAAGGCUUUGCUAGGAGACAGGCUGAAGAAGUUGGCCAAGCUGUGAGUUGAGGUUUAUGAAAAGCAGAUUCAGCCUCUUCCUGAGGGAAAAUUGUACUCCUGUGGCUUCCAUUUCGCUCUUUCGGCUAUUAAUUUGUUCUAUCCGAAGGCGCAAUUUUCUGUUUUCUUUUCUUUUCUUUUCUUUUCUUUUUUUCUUUUUUUUCUUUUUUUCCUUUUUUUCCUUUUUUUCCUUUUUUUCCUUUUUUUCCUUUUUUUCCUUUUU
Messenger RNA from Blastomyces gilchristii SLH14081, 2043 nucleotides. RefSeq names its product mitochondrial integral membrane protein. Bases 250 to 1827 code for a protein of 525 amino acids. NCBI's taxonomy places the organism in Eukaryota, Fungi, Ascomycota, Eurotiomycetes, Onygenales, Ajellomycetaceae. The record is from RefSeq and is a predicted model, not a curated record. The transcript is spliced from 2 exons.